AUGUCGAAAAAAUCCGAACAAAUGCCAAAAAGGAGUUACAGCAUUUCUAAUGAUUUGCCGAUAAUUUCAAUAGUUCUAAUUAUCAUAACGACAAAGGUUUGGGAAAAAGAAAACAAAAUUCAUAGAGACAGCCGACGAAAAGAUCUAAUUUGGAAUAAUUUUAACAUUAAAGUUUCAGAUGGUAAUGGAUAUUAUGGUGCAAGCUGUAAAUAUUGUGCUAAGGCUAGAUGGCAACGUGGUAUACCGCAGAAAUGA
Molecule: messenger RNA, 255 nt
Organism: Acaulospora morrowiae
Lineage: Eukaryota; Fungi; Glomeromycota; Glomeromycetes; Diversisporales; Acaulosporaceae
Source: the annotation of a GenBank genome assembly